This is a messenger RNA of Lachnellula hyalina, 2142 nucleotides long. It is a transcript of the gene YSH1, whose product is annotated as Endoribonuclease. Gene Ontology annotation, biological process: mRNA 3'-end processing by stem-loop binding and cleavage. The record is from RefSeq and is a predicted model, not a curated record. Bases 1 to 2142 code for a protein of 713 amino acids. Gene Ontology annotation, molecular function: RNA endonuclease activity; 5'-3' exonuclease activity; RNA binding. Lineage: Eukaryota; Fungi; Ascomycota; Leotiomycetes; Helotiales; Lachnaceae. Gene Ontology annotation, cellular component: mRNA cleavage and polyadenylation specificity factor complex. The transcript has 3 exons.
AUGACACAUCCCACAAAAGCCAUUUACAAGUGGCUCAUCCAAGACAGUAUCCGAGUCGGAGGAGCAUCUGCCACUUCCCAACCCUUAUAUACUGAAGCGGACCAUCUGUCUACAUUUCCCCAAAUCGAAGCCAUCGAUUACCAUACUACCCACACCAUAUCAUCGAUUCGAAUUACACCUUAUCCAGCUGGACAUGUCCUGGGUGCUGCUAUGUUUCUUAUCGAAAUCGCUGGACUGAAGCUCUUCUUCACCGGCGAUUAUUCUCGGGAGGAUGAUCGCCAUCUGGUCUCCGCAGAAGUUCCCAAGGGAGUGAAAAUAGAUGUUCUGAUUACAGAGUCAACUUAUGGCAUAGCUACACAUGUUCCCCGUCUAGAACGAGAGCAAGCACUAAUGAAGUCCAUAACCGGGAUAUUGAACCGAGGAGGCCGGGUUUUGAUGCCGGUCUUUGCUCUAGGACGUGCUCAAGAGCUUCUCUUGAUUCUGGACGAAUACUGGAGUAGGCAUGCUGAAUUUCAAAAGAUUCCUAUCUACUACGCCAGUAACUUAGCUCGCAAAUGUAUGCUGGUUUAUCAGACUUAUAUCAGCGCUAUGAACGAUAACAUCAAACGUAUCUUCAAAGAGCGUAUGGCAGAAGCAGAAGCAUCGGCGGACACAGUUGGCAAAUCUAUGGGGCCAUGGGACUUUGAAUACAUUCGGUCUUUGAAAAAUCUCGAUCGAUUUGACGACGUUGGGAGUUGUGUCAUGCUUGCUACUCCAGGUAUGCUGCAAAAUGGUGUCAGCAGAGAGUUACUGGAACGAUGGGCCCCGAACCCGCAAAACGGGGUUAUCAUUACGGGUUACAGUGUCGAAGGGACUAUGGCAAAACAUAUUGUGCAGGAGCCAGAUCAAAUCCAAGCAAUCAUGUCUCGAGGUAAUGGUGCUGCCAGACGAGGACCUGGGGCUGGAGACAGCGACAAAGUCAUGAUACCCAGACGGUGCAGCGUCCAAGAGUAUUCAUUCGCAGCCCAUGUGGAUGGUACAGAAAAUAGAGAAUUCAUCGAGGAUGUUGCUGCUCCUGUUGUGAUCCUAGUCCAUGGGGAGCAACAUAAUAUGAUGCGUUUGAAGUCGAAAUUACUCUCACUCAACGCUGAUAAGACGAAUAAAGUCAAGGUUUUCAGUCCUCGAAACUGCGAGGAGCUUCGGAUCCCAUUCAAAGCCGACAAAAUAGCCAAAGUUGUUGGGAAAUUAGCCUCUCUCCCUCCACCCUCAAACAUUGAAGACAGCCAGUCACAACUUAUAACCGGAGUAUUGGUGCAAAAUGACUUCAAAAUGUCGUUGAUGGCUCCGGAAGACUUGAGAGAAUAUGCUGGCCUGACCACUACAACAAUUACGUGCAAGCAGCGUAUGACACUGAGUGCUGCUGGUAUAGAGUUGAUCAAGUGGGCUUUGGAGGGCACGUUUGGAAGCAUUGAAGAGUUGCCAGACAGCAAAUCUAAAGCACAGAACGGUGAUACCCAUAUGAAUGGAUCAUCGGAGGAUGCAGAUGAAGAGAUCUCGAGACAAUUAACUGCUUAUUUGGUUAUGGACUGUGUGACCGUUCGUCAUAGCAGCAAUGGGGACGUUGAGCUGGAAUGGGAAGGCAACAUGCUCAAUGAUGGGAUUGCGGAUGCUAUUAUGGCAGUUUUGUUUUCUGUAGAGAGCAGUCCUGCUGCAGUGAAACAAUCCUCAAGCAAGCACUCCCACUCCCAUACACUACCAACCAAAAACGCCCAUGCGAACCUUACGCCAUUUGAAAGAUUCGAGCGCCUUUCCAUGUUCCUAGAAGCCCAAUUUGGCCCCGAGAACCUCCAACCAAUCAAGCUUCCUCGGGUCUCUCAAACAAAAGCAAUCGCGCCUGCAUCUCCAUCAACUUUGAAAGAUGGAGGAGAAGAUGACGCAUCAGAAGGUUCGGAGGAUGAAGAUGCCCUCCAAAGGGAAGAACUCGAGAGGCUACACAAAAUCGGUAUCCCUGUUCCGGGAGUUGAGAUCAAGGUAGACAAAAUGGUUGCAAAGGUCUGGCUAGAGGACUUAGAAGUCGAAUGUACGAACAGGGUUUUUGGGGACAGAGUUCGUGCUGUGGUGGAAAGAGCGGUUGAGGUUACUGCUCCGUUGUGGGCGUCUUGA